Thamnophis sirtalis is the source of this 349-nucleotide messenger RNA. Lineage: Eukaryota; Metazoa; Chordata; Lepidosauria; Squamata; Natricidae. The record is from RefSeq and is a predicted model, not a curated record.
AUGAAUGCGGCCCGGGCUCUGCUUUCCGCCGUGUUCCUCGCGGGUUUCUUCUGGGGGGAUCUUCCCUGUUGCCAGCAGGCCACCAUCCCCGCCGCCGCCACCGCCGCGCCGUCUCUCCGGGAGCCCGGCAAGGGCAAGCGGAGCUGCCGGGAAGGCGGAACGUCCCGAUCGGCUGGAGAGGCGGCCAAAAAGGGAUCGGCUGUAGCCCAGCCGCGGGUGGAGCCCCACGAGUACAUGCUCUCCCUCUACCGGACCUAUUCCAUCGCCGAGAAACUGGGCACCAACGCCAGCUUCUUCCAGUCCUCCAAAGCGGCCAACACCAUCACCAGCUUUGUGGACAGGGGGCGAG